AAUACUUCUCUCCGCACCUUUUCAUCAAUUAGGAAAGAGAGAGAGAAGAAGGAGCGUUGUUGUCUCUCACACUCGCAUCGAGAAAGUACAAACUCUUCGCCGAAGAUGACGAAGAAGCCAAAUCUCCGAUCAAAGGAUUCAUCUCUCGGAGACGAUGCUGAGAAACUCUACGAGAAGAAGAUUCUGGAUCUGGAGUCCGUGAACGAAGCUCUCAAGAGUGAUGUGGAAGAGCUAAGGUCAAAAUUGGCUGAUGUUUCGAUAAGCUCAUCGGUUGGUACGUUACAGUCAAGCAGAAAGUUUUCUCAAAAGUCUAUUGCUAACAAAGAGGAGGGUAUGAGUUCAAGGAGUAAGUCUAUGUGCUCCACAAAGAAGUAUAAAACUGAGAGUUCUGUUAAGCAAUUUGAUGGUGAAGUUCAGAAAUUGAAGGCGCAAAAGGUUAAGUUGCAUUGCAAGAUCAAGCUAGACUCUAUGCAGUUCAGACUAUUGAAAGCUUCACUAGAAAAGGAAGUUCUUCAGCUCAAAAAAGAGCUAAGGAAAAGUGAGUUUGAGAAACAUGUCCUGUCAGCUCUGAACAAUCGCCAGAAGCUGAUUUUGCAGCUGAAGAAUACACAAGCUUUGACAGCCCUGAAGCGUCUAAAAAUGCUGCUUCAAUCUAAAAAGAUUUCUUCCAACAAAAAGAAAGGCCCAUCAAAAGGAACAAGCUCCGAGAUUCAGGAGUCUAGCAAUGAAUCAGGCCUACUAAUGAAACUGAAUAAAAUUCAUUCUGAUUACGAACGCCAAAUGAAAGAAAUGGCUGAAGAGAUCAAAAGGUUCAGCUUAGAGGCAGGUUUGUUGAAGGCAGAAUUUGAGGGAGAGCAAAGCUCAUGUUCUGCGUCUUGUGACAACCAAAUCAACCACACUCCAAUGGACUCAGAACUAAAGGAACUCAAAGAGGAAUUUAACAAACUGAGUACUCUUGUCAGCCAGAUGGAAAUGACCAAAUCACAAUUCAGUGAAACUGAUAAAGUUCAGAGCGAACCAGUGGAACGCUCUAUCACCAGCAAGAAUAUCGACGAUGAAUCAAACUCGGAGCCAUUUCAACCGGAAACUUCUGAGGAAACACUUUGCAAAAAGGAACAGAGCAAAGCAGAAGUGUGUUGCUCUUGCACUAAAAAAUCUUUGUGCAAGACCAAAAGUUGCAAAUGCAAGGCAAAUGGAAGUGGAUGUGGGGACUCUUGUGGCUGCUUAGCUUCCAAAUGUAGCAACAGAGACGAAAGUGCGAAACCCGACAAACCAAUGGAACCAAUAGAUGUUAAGAAGCCUGCUGGAAUUAGCCAUGACGACAAAGGCGCAAAUAAACAACCAUUACGUGACAUAGGGAAUAUACAAGAAGCUGUAAAAGUUGGUAAGUUGAGGAAAGUGCAGAAACGGGUUGCUAAGAAAUAAUGAAAAUUGAUAAAAGGAUAUGAAAGUAAACAGAGAAACACUUUAAGAAGCUUAAACGUUUUUCUUUUGGUUUAUAUACCAAAACCGCUGCAAUCAUUAUCUAAACGUUGUAAAAGAAAAGGUGUCUCAGACAUUUGGCUAUGAAUCGUUUGAUUUUAGAGCUAUUUUGCAACUUGAGGUCUGAAGAUGAUAAGAGACUUGGUUUGUUUUUUGAAGUUCAAAA
Arabidopsis thaliana (thale cress) is the source of this 1648-nucleotide messenger RNA. RefSeq names its product chromosome-associated kinesin-like protein. The record is from RefSeq and is marked reviewed. The transcript has 12 exons. Gene Ontology annotation, biological process: microtubule-based movement. Gene Ontology annotation, molecular function: microtubule motor activity. NCBI's taxonomy places the organism in Eukaryota, Viridiplantae, Streptophyta, Magnoliopsida, Brassicales, Brassicaceae. The coding region runs from base 106 to 1425 and encodes 439 amino acids.